AUGUCCUCCCGCGACGGGCGCUCCGUCUGCUCGAGUAAUAAAGCCUUGGUGAUACCGCAGCAGAUGCCUGGCAAGUCUGAUGCCGUGGAGGUUAUAGCGCAAGAGGCGUUAGCCGCCGCUGCGCUGGGCUGGAAAAAACGAGCGCAGAGACUGGCAGAGAUCAAUUCGUGUCUGAAAAAUCGUUUGUUUGAGGUUGAAAAAUCUCAACGCAAGUCGAUGACUAUUGUUAAAGAUGUGUUGUCGUUGCCAAACAAUCACUUGUCUAUGAAACAGCUCAUUGAUGAGAAUAAUACGUUGCGCCGAGAGACGCGAGCCUUGCGACGGCAGCUCAUGCAGUGUGACGAAAAAGUGCAACGUGCUGGUUCCAAUGGUCUCAUCAAGAAGCAUUGCAAAGUGCAAAACAUUAUGCAGAAGACUGCACAGCGCAAGAGCGCUAAAUGUACAAAUGUAGACUCUUCUUCUUUGUCACCAAACCACAUUGUUCAACAUGGGGAAAGUGACCAGAGGACUGGCAAGACACUGGCGACGAGCUCAACCCUUGUUGAUCCAGCGGAUAAUCCGCUGAUUCAAGUGUCUAAAGUACACUUGCGCGAUUUAGAAGUUAGCUUAGAUCGCCUGAGCAAAGAAAAUAAAAUUCUCAGAGAAGAGCUUGAUCAAUGUCAACCCAGCAAAAAAUUCGACGCGAUAUUGCCUCAAGAUGUUGAAUUGAAUGGAGUGGAAAGUUACCAGCAGCUCUUGCAGGUCAAAGUUGAUGCGGGGUUUCAACAGAUAAAAUUGCUGGAGGCUCGCUACCACAAUCUUGAAAAGAAAGCGCAAGCAAAGUCAGCGAUUUAUCAUGAAACUACUUUUCGUCUAGAGGAAACAACAAAGCAACUAUUCGAAGUGCAGCAGCAACUAGCAAGGCAGAAAGAACAACUUCAGUUGUAUUCGGACCAGACGGCGCAGAUGACCGACCUUCAGGACGAAGUUCAUGUUUUACGAAGCGAAAAUUUGAAAUUGAACGAAACAAUUUCAACGCUAAGCUCCCGGCCUUUUGAUUCGCUGUUUAAAGAUCUGCAAAUGAAGAAUUUGUGCAUUGCACAAUUAGAAGAGGAAAAGAUUGUUGUACAAGAGGAGCGUGCAAAAAUUCAAACGGAUUUGCUAUCGACAAUUCAAACUAAUGACCAAUUGCGGCGUCGAAUUGAGUCUAUGACUGACGAAGUGAAGAAUGUUGCCCUCGAACUGAGUCAUGUGAAAGCCGAGUGCGAACGAAAGACAUUGGAGAACGAAGUGGCGCAGCUCCAGCUUCGCUUCUACACGGCGCCGGGUGAUGACGAAGCAAUGUACGCCAUUGGCAAGGCAAUCAAGGAGAUGAAGAAGCAGCAAUACAUUCAAAUUUCUGAUGCAUCUGAUGGAGUUGGAUGCAAACGUGAAAUUUUAUCAUAA
Molecule: messenger RNA, 1425 nt
Organism: Plasmopara halstedii
Lineage: Eukaryota; Oomycota; Peronosporomycetes; Peronosporales; Peronosporaceae
Exons: 3
Coding region: 1-1425 (474 amino acids)
Source: RefSeq, a predicted model, not a curated record